Messenger RNA from Arthroderma uncinatum, 3915 nucleotides. RefSeq names its product ABC multidrug transporter Mdr1. Gene Ontology annotation, cellular component: membrane. The transcript is spliced from 4 exons. Bases 1 to 3915 code for a protein of 1304 amino acids. Gene Ontology annotation, molecular function: ABC-type transporter activity; ATP hydrolysis activity; ATP binding. NCBI's taxonomy places the organism in Eukaryota, Fungi, Ascomycota, Eurotiomycetes, Onygenales, Arthrodermataceae. The record is from RefSeq and is a predicted model, not a curated record. Gene Ontology annotation, biological process: transmembrane transport.
AUGAAGGAGGGUGAUACGACUCAACGAAUGGACUGCGGUCAACAAGUCACACGAAAAGGGGGGAUUAACGCCGGGGUUGUUUCCGAGAAAGAUAUAUCUAGCCUCAAAGAGUCAGACAGCAGAAAGGAAUCGAUAGCGGAGAUUCUACAGCAACAGCUAGACUUAGUGGAAUGCAAAGUGUCAUAUUGGCAGUUGUAUCGCUAUGCAUCAACAGGAGAUUUUGUGGUCCUUGCGAUUAGCGCCUUGUGUGCCAUUACUGCAGGUGCUAUGGUUCCAUUUUUCUGGGUAAUCUUCGGCAAUAUAGCCCAGCUAUUCCAAGAUGUUACCCUCCGCCAAAUCUCGCAAGACUCUUUCAGCCGCGAGCUUUCCGCGAGAUCCCUAUUUCUAGUUGUCUUCGGAGUCGGUGUCUUUUUUGCGACAUAUAUUUCUAUCGUGGGAUAUAUAUUUGUGGGGGAUCGUGUGACACGGAAGAUACGUGAAGAAUAUCUACGGGCUUUGAUGCGUCAGAAUAUCGCGUUCUUCGAAACCAACGGACCCGGUGCCCUCACCUCAAAGCUAUCAUACGACUGUGGCCUGAUCCAGGAUGGCAUUUCUGAAAAAGCCGCCUUCACACUAAGUGCAAUAGCAACGUUAUUUUCGGCUUUCAUCAUCGGCUUUAUCAAAUAUUGGAAGUUAACCCUAAUUGCCUCCUCUGUUUUGUUUGCCAUAAUUCUCUUGACAAGUAUCUGUUCAAAAUUCAUUGUGGCCUUUACCAGCAAAUCAUUGGGCCACUACUCCUCCGCAAGUACUGUGGCAGAGGAAGUGCUAAAUUCGGUUCGCGUUGCUGCGGCAUUUGGCACUCGGGACAAGUUUUCUCGGCGAUAUGAGGCUCAUCUGAAAGAUGGGCAAUACUGGGGAGUGAGACAACAGAUAGUUGUCGCGCUAAUGAUGGCAUUCCUGAUGUCCGUGACAUUUUUCAGUCAUAGCCUGACAUUUUAUAUGGGAUCUCGCUUCAUUACUAAUGGAGAAGCUACUCUUGGAGAAGUACUUACGAUCGCCCUGGCGAUUCUCGUGGGUGCCUUUUCUUUAGGACAUGUAUCGCCACAUAUUGGAACCUUCGGUGAUGCGCUGAGUGCAGCCAAGAAGGUCUAUGCUAUUAUUGAUCGACAUUCGCCUCUUGACUAUUCAGUGGAGGCUGGCAGGUCGUUUGAGCAAGUUGAAGGAAAUAUUGAGUUCAAAAAUAUUACCCAUAUAUAUCCUUCGCGGCCGGAACAAGUUGUCUUGGACGAUCUUAGCCUAAAAAUCCCAGCGGGAAAAGUAACCGCCAUCAUUGGCCCGUCUGGCUCUGGCAAAAGCACCAUAAUAUCCCUAAUUGAGCGCUUCUACCCGCCAGUUGGCGGAACCGUCUUCCUAGAUGGACAUGAUAUAAAAGAUUUGAAUAUCCGAUGGUACCGCCAGCAGUUGUCAUUGGUUAGCCAGGAACCCGUCUUGUUUGGUACUACGAUAUACCAAAAUAUUGCGUACGGUUCUAUUAAACCGAGUGAUUAUGAUGCAUCGGUAAAGGCUCGAGUUGAGGAGGCCGCGAAGCUAUCGAAUGCCCAUGGAUUCAUUAUGGCAUUACCGGAUGGAUAUCAAACUAAUGUCGGCAUGGGUGGAACUAAGCUUUCGGGGGGGCAAAAGCAGCGUAUUGCUAUCGCUCGGGCUCUCAUGAGGAAUAGCAAAAUCUUACUGCUUGAUGAGGCCACCUCUGCGCUCGAUGGAGAGUCCGAAGGAUUGGUGCAAGAGGCUCUGGAUAGAGUCUGUACCGGGCGCACCGUGAUCAUUGUUGCACAUCGACUAUCUACUAUUCGAGCAGCAGAUGUUGUGGUAGUUCUCGCCAAUGGGCGUGUUGCCGAACAAGGAUCUCAUGAAGAUCUGAUGUCUCAGAAGGGCUUGUAUUAUGAAAUGGUUGACGCCCAAAAAAUCGUGGAUAAAAAGCCUACGGUGGUUCAGCCUAGCAAGUCGUUGGAGAACCAAGAUCCCAUCCCAAGCCCCACGGAGUAUAAGCACUUUAAAGAGGAUCACGAGCCUCUCCCAGUCUCUAUCGCCAACAAGUCCGGCACAAAACGCUCGACCUGGAUACUUAUUUCAUUGAUUGCAAGCCUUAAUCGACCUGAAACACGAUAUAUGUUGGUGGGUCUCAUGUUCUCCGUCCUUGCUGGUGGAGGCCACCCAGCACUUGCUAUAAUUUUUGCAAAAGCCAUUCAGAAUCUCUCCUCCCCGAAAACGAUGUAUUAUGAAAUUCGGGAGAAUGGACAGUAUUGGGCGCUGAUCAUGUUUCUCCUUGGUCUUGCGCAUCUCGUCAAUCUGUCAGUUCAGGGGAUUUCAUUCGCCUAUUGUUCAGAGAAACUGGUAACUCGAGCUAGAAGCCAGGCAUUUCGGACAAUUCUACAACAGGAUAUCUCAUUCUUUGACCGCGACGAGAAUAGUACGGGUGCUUUGGCGGUUGUUCUUGCUAACGAGGCUAAGAAUCUAUCUGGAGCGAGCGGCUCUACGCUUGGGACUAUCCUCCUGACCGUAGCGUCAUUAGGUGCCGCUAUCGUCAUUUCCUUUGCAGUUGGAUGGAAACUGGCCCUAGUCUGCAUCGCAACAGUCCCUGUGGAGCUUGCUUGCGGAUUUUAUCGAGUUUCUAUGAUUGAAUCGUUCGAGCAAACAGCAAGGAAUGCGUAUAUAAGCUCGUCUAGCUUUGCUAGUGAAGCCGUCUCGUCCUUACGGACGGUAGCAUCGCUGGGCAUUGAAAGGGAUAUCACAACUGCAUAUCAUGACCAGCUUGUCCUUCAAGAAAAACGAAAUUUAUUGACUACAAUAAAAUCGUCUAUUCCCUAUGCAGCAUCUCAAUCGUGCAGCUUCUUCUGCGUCGCGCUGGCAUUUUGGUAUGGGGGCAACCGCGUCGGGGAUGGUGAAUACUCGAUCUUCCAGUUUUUCUUGUGUUUUGCACAAAUCAUCUUUGGCGCCCAAGAAGCUGGUCAUGUCUUUGCAUUCUCCACAGACAUUGCCAAAGCAAAAAAAGCGGCAACAGUAUUGAAAGGCCUCUUGAGUAACAAGCCUCAGAUUGAGCGCGAAGACGGGUCAUCCGAAUAUCUUGAGAAAGGGGGCAUAAUCGAAAUCCAAGAUGUGCAUUUCCAGUACCCCACUCGACCCCAACCAGUGCUUUGUGGAUUAACAAUGACCGUUCAACCAGGCCAAUAUGUUGCUCUAGUCGGAUCUAGUGGAAGUGGGAAAAGCACCGCACUCGCGCUCUUGGAACGAUUUUACGAUCCUACUUCAGGUAAAAUCACAUUUGAUGGGCAAGAUAUCCGAGAUCUGAAUGUGAGUGAAUACCGGAAGCGGCUGUCUCUUGUUAGCCAGGAGCCGUCGUUAUUUCAAGGAACCAUUCGGGAAAAUAUCUUGUUCGCCACAGAGGAAGAGACUGUGCCAGAAGAAAGGAUCAUACAGGCAUGCAAGGACGCCAAUGUAUACGAUUUCAUCCUUUCGCUCCCUGAGGGCUUCUCGACCAUGGUAGGCAGUAAGGGCAUGAUGCUAUCUGGCGGCCAAAAGCAACGAUUGGCUAUUGCUCGUGCAUUAAUACGGAACCCAAGGAUUCUGCUGUUGGAUGAAGCCACCUCUGCACUAGAUUCAGAGUCGGAACAAGUCGUUCAGAAGGCCCUAGAUGUUGCUUCCCGGGGCCGGACCACCGUUGCUAUCGCACAUCGUCUCAGUACGAUUCAAAAUGCAGAUAUAAUCUACGUGCUCCACGAAGGCAGGGUUGUCGAGCAAGUCAACCCUUCGUCUACGAUCCUAGGCGUGAUAGGCAAGUGUCUGAGCCUCCUUAACUGGUCUCUUUGGGGGAAGCUGCUCGAAAACAUCACCUCUGGGUUGAAUUUUCAAGACGAAAAUCACCCGCAAGCUCAAAAGUGA